Molecule: messenger RNA, 1131 nt
Organism: Pyrenophora tritici-repentis Pt-1C-BFP
Lineage: Eukaryota; Fungi; Ascomycota; Dothideomycetes; Pleosporales; Pleosporaceae
Product: NUDIX domain containing protein
Cellular component (GO): mitochondrion
Molecular function (GO): hydrolase activity, acting on acid anhydrides, in phosphorus-containing anhydrides
Source: RefSeq, a predicted model, not a curated record
AUGUCUAUGCCCGCAGAUCAUAAGCCGUCCAAGACGCCCCUGAAGACCCCAGCAGUCCCACGGCCGAGCGCGAGUGUACUCUUGAUAUCGCCCACAAACCAGAUCCUCCUCCUCCAUCGCGUCUCCAAGGCCUCCAGCUUUGCCUCUGCACACGUCUUCCCCGGCGGCGCUCUGUCCAAGACACACGAUGGCGAGAUACCAGAUGUAAACGACCCAGCCAGACAUCGAGAUGGACCCGCAUACCGCAUGGCAGCCGUGCGCGAGACCUUUGAAGAAUGCGGCAUCCUACUUGCCAAAAGCAAGAAGACGGGAAAGCUGUUCACCGAGAUAAGCGACGAGGAACGUGAACAAGGCCGAAAAGAUGUGCACAGCGGCAAAAUCAAGUUUAGAGACUUACUAGAGACUUGGGGCGCUGUGCCCGACACGGAUGCUUUGAUUCCCUUUACACGCUGGGUAACACCUGGUAACGUGCCCAAACGCUUUACAACGCAAAUGUACAUCUACUUCCUCCCCCUCGGAUCCACGUCGCCUACCAAACGCGCUGCUCCCAAGGGCACCCCGCCAUUAGCGGGCUUGGAACAGGAGGAUGAGAUUGUGAUUCCGAAGCCGACGCAUGAUGGUGGUAUCGAACACACCGCAGCACGAUUUCUUCCUCCAAACAAAUGGAUUGAUCUGGCGCGCCAGAAUAGGAUUAUCCUCUUCCCGCCGCAGUUUAUCCUUACUUUGCUGUUAUCUCCUUAUCUUGCUGCCAGCGUCACGUCCCCCUCGUCACCUACACCAUCACUUUCCGGACUCCAGGCCGAGCGCGACAGGUGUAUCGAGUUCCUAGAGAAACCACGUGUGUAUGAUGGUACGCCAGAGGUUUCCUUUGCAGAAGCGUGUAUCUUGCCCCUCGUUUUGGGCAAAGGCGAGUAUGGGCAAAGUGGCCAGGAUGGGGUUGGGGGUGUAGACAAGCACACUGCGGUAUUGGCGCUGGAUAGGCCGGGCAAGGAGGUGGAGGAGCAGGGUCAGGAUAGGAGGGGGCUGAGGGAGUGGGUUGUUACGACAAAGUUCAAGAAGGAGGGGCCGAGGGAUGUAGAUGUUAGGCGGAGAGAUGAGGUGUUGGGGAGACAGAGUGGUGUGAAGUUAUAG